Drosophila arizonae is the source of this 2423-nucleotide messenger RNA. RefSeq names its product solute carrier family 16 member hermes (gene hrm). The record is from RefSeq and is a predicted model, not a curated record. Lineage: Eukaryota; Metazoa; Arthropoda; Insecta; Diptera; Drosophilidae. Gene Ontology annotation, biological process: monocarboxylic acid transport; transmembrane transport. Gene Ontology annotation, molecular function: monocarboxylic acid transmembrane transporter activity.
UUUCCACGUCCGAGAGUGUGGCACGUCGUGUGGGUGGAGUGCGCGUGAAAGACGACGACGGGAACCUUUCGUUUUUCGCGUUUUGUUUUUGUAUAUAUUUCAAACAAAAUACGUCUAUAAUUGUGUACAUAGUGUAGUUAAUUUACAAUAAUUCCUUAAUUUCAAUAAUCGCAACAAACGCUGGCCCGAUGUCAUGUAAUAGCCAAAAACCAAUAAAAAUACAAAAAACUCAUUCAUUAUAAAACGUGCAAAAAACGUGCGUCAGUGUGUGUGUGUGUGUAUGUGUGUGUUCAAGUGUGCUUGUGUGAGUGUGUGUGUGAGGCCCGCCUGCUCAGGACGAAUUUAAAUAGCUAAACAAUUAAAUUUAAGACCAUGCAUAAGGAAAAAGUUAUAAGUACACAAAAUGCAAAUAAAGCAAACAACAAAGAGCAUAAAAUAAAUGGAACAACUAAAGAAAGUAGUGAUAAAACAGUCAGCCUGCUGAACAAGAAGGAUGAUAGCGCCGAGUAUGACCUCGUGCCACCCGAUGGCGGCUGGGGUUGGCUAGUCCUCUUUGGCGCAUGCCUGACGAACAUACUCAUCCCGGGCACCAUUAAGAGCUUUGGUGUCCUAUUCAUUGAGUUCUUGCAGGCCUUCGAGACGACGCAAACGCAGGCCUCCUGGAUACCGGCAUUAUGCUAUUUCCUUUACAGUUCAUUGGGACCUGUCUCGAGUAUUCUGUCUGUUAAGUAUUCCUAUCGCACGGUAACUUUGAUCGGUGCGGUUUCCGCAUCGUUGGGCAUGAUACUAUCCUACUGGGCAUCGUCCGUUGGCUACUUGUACAUUAGCUAUGGCGUCUUGGUGGGCAUUGGUGCUGGUCUUUCCUUUCCGCCCACUGUGUAUAUUGUGACAUCGUACUUCGUGAAGCUGCGCGGCUUAGCCAACGGUCUUUGCAUCUCUGGCAGUGCCAUUGGCUCGAUCAUAUUGCCGCCCGUGCUGCGCUGGCUACUGGAGACCUAUGGGUAUCGUGGCUCCUGCUUGAUUAUGGGUGGCAUCACGUUAAACGUUUUGGUGGGCGCCUUGUUCUACGAGCCAGUGGAACAGCAUAUGAUUCGCGUGCCGCGCGCUCGCCAGGCGCUGGAGGACAUACCUGAGGAGGAGGACGUUGGCAUUGUUAUGAAGUUCGAGAAUGUGGACGAAACGGCGCCAAAUCAGGCUGAACUGGCCGAGAAGCAGCUGAUGCCCUAUAACUCGCCACCGUCGCCGCUCUACUUGCUGGACGAUGACAAACAGCAGUUCGUGCGCAGCGCCUCGGCCGCUGUGGUUCAGAGCUAUGCCAAGCCCGGCGAUGAAUUCCAGCCACGUGCCCGAAAGAUCAGCACACCAGUGCGACUGCCACAACGCAACCAGACAUUCACGCCCGGCCAAUUGAACUCACAGUCAUCGCUGUAUGCAGUGCCCGAGGGCCGUUCCAGUUCCCACAAGCUGGCCAUGCGCAACAGCUCGAGGAAUCGGCUGUCCAAGCGCUCGCCUUCGACCAGCAGUUUCUUGUAUAUUAGCACACCAUAUCACGGCAGCACGUUGUCGUUCCAACCCAAGGAGUUCUCGUCGCAUUUAUCGUUGCGUUCGGCUGGCAGUGCGGCGGCUGAGGCGGCGCCACAGGACGCCGGUGGUGCUGAUGAGACGGGUCAGGGCAAGGCGCCACAGAGCCAACGCAGCAAAUUCUUCGAUCUUAGCCUGCUGAAGGAUCCCAUGUACUUGGUCAUACUCAUCUCAAACUCAACGAAUGCCAUCAGCUACACGAAUUUCAUCAUUCUGUUGCCGGCCUUUGGCCUGGCCAGAAACUUCGACAAAUCCCUGUCCGCAUACUUGCUCUCGGUGGUUUCGGCAACUGAUCUAAUUGGUCGCAUCGGCGGCUCGGCGCUCUCCGACAUGGGCUUCAUACCCAAGACGUGGUACUUUGUUGGCGGCCUUUCCAUUUCGGGCGUUUCGCUAGCCUUGUUGCCGCUGGCCUACAGCUACGGUGCCGUCUGCUUCUGGUGCGCCGUCUUUGGGCUUGCAUCAGGCAUUUAUGUGGGUAUUACGGCUGUCAUCAUGGCCGAUAUGCUGGGCACGGAGCGCCUGACCUCGUCCUAUGGCAUCAGCCUGUUCGUCAAUGGCAUUCUGCAGCUGGUGGGACCGCCGCUGUGCAAUUGGUGGACCGAGGCGGUCAACAAUUAUAAUCCGCUCUUCCAUACGCUGGGACUGACACUACUUGCCGGCUCGGCCCUAUGGGCCUUCAUGCCAUGGAUACAGCGACGCAAAGCCAAAGAGGAGGAGAAGCUGGAGGCCCAACUAGACGAGGAGGCCAUCGAUGGCUACUAAGCCGUCCGGCUCUCACACCACGUACAAUUACGAUUAGUUCUUAGGCUUCAAAUGCGUACAAAGAGAGAACGAUAGAGAAC